This is a messenger RNA of Labrus bergylta (ballan wrasse), 4710 nucleotides long. RefSeq names its product ephrin type-A receptor 7-like. The record is from RefSeq and is a predicted model, not a curated record. Lineage: Eukaryota; Metazoa; Chordata; Actinopteri; Labriformes; Labridae. Gene Ontology annotation, cellular component: dendrite; plasma membrane. Gene Ontology annotation, molecular function: ATP binding; transmembrane-ephrin receptor activity; protein binding. Gene Ontology annotation, biological process: axon guidance; protein phosphorylation; ephrin receptor signaling pathway.
UCAAUCUCGCCCGGUAAACCCUCCCCCGAGAUAUGAAAUAGGCCGUGUGGCUGCUCGGAUCCAGCACUAUUUGCCCAGACGGCUCUUCCGCUCCUUUCAGAAAAACGGUGAAGUGCGUCUCUGCUGCGGUGCGUUGCGCGCAGGCUUGGAGAGAGAUGACAAGAGCCCCGCGGAACUGGCCAGACAAACAUGGAUCUCCGUAAAACGCUGGUUUCGGUGCUUUGGAUAUUAUUGCUGAACAUAGAAGAAGCCUGUCACGCCGAGGAAGUGGUGCUGCUGAAUUCUAAAGAGACUCAGGCAGAGCUGGGCUGGACCUCGUAUCCCCCCAAUGGAUGGGAGGAGAUAAGUGGAGUAGAUGAGAAGUACAAGCCCAUCAGGACGUACCAGGUGUGCAACGUCAUGGAGCCGAUGCAGCAGAACAACUGGCUGCAGACGGGCUGGGUGGCGCGGCGGGGCGGCCAGCGCAUUUUUGUGGAGCUCCAGUUCACGCUGCGCGACUGCAACAGCAUACCCGGCGUGGCGGGCACCUGCAAGGAGACCUUCAACCUCCUCUACGUGGAGACGGACAGGGACCUGGGAGGCGUGACCCGAGAAGACCGCUACACUAAGAUAGACACUAUAGCCGCCGACGAGAGCUUCACGCAGGGCGACCUGGGCGAGAGGAAGAUGAAGCUGAACACCGAGGUGCGCGAGAUAGGCCACCUCAACCGCAAGGGCUUCCACCUGGCGUUCCAGGACGUCGGCGCGUGUGCACUCGUUGCCGUGCGAGUGUACUACAAACGCUGCCUAGCAACCGUUCAAAACCUGGCGGUGUUCCCCGACACGGUGGCCGAGGCGGCCUUCGCCACGCUGGUGGAGGUGCGGGGCAACUGCGUCAACAACUCUGAGGUCGACACAGACAGUCCGCCCAGGAUGCAUUGCAGCGCCGAAGGGGAGUGGCUGGUGCCCAUUGGGAAGUGCAGCUGCAGCGCCGGCUACGAGGAAGGACACAGCAGCUGUGAAGCGUGUCCCGCUGGUUCCUAUAAGAUGUCCUCCAGGCAGCAGGAGUGUUUCCCCUGCCCAGCCAACAGUGUUGCAGAGGAGGAAGGAUCUGUAGUGUGUGUGUGUGAGGAGGACCACUUUAGGACCCCCCUGGACACACCCUCAGCGCCAUGCACAAGGCCACCCUCCCCGCCUAAAGACCUGGUCUACACCCUCAAGCAGUCCACCCUGAUCUUGGAGUGGGCCGCACCAUCCGACACAGGGGGCAGAGCCGAUCUGACCUACAGUGUGGGGUGCCGUAGAUGCGUCGCGAGGCAGUGCGAGCCGUGCGGGGCCAGUGUUGGUUUUGUUCCUCAGCAGGUCGGCUUGACGGAAAGAACAGUGACUGUGGUCAAUCUUCUUCCCAACACAAACUACACAUUUACUGUUGAAGCCUUGAAUGGAGUGUCAGAGCUGCUGCCCAACAAGAGGUUCUACACCCAGGUCAACGUGUCAACAAGCCUGCCUGCUCCCUCUCUGAUCAGCGAGCUGCGAGCGGAGAAGAUCGAGCAGAAGAGCCUAACCUUGGUGUGGAGGGAGCCGUCCCACCCGAACAGCAGCCGCACUGAAUAUGAGGUCAAAUACUAUGAGAAGGAACAAAAGGAUCAGAGUUAUUCUACUGUGAAGACCGCCGCGACGCGCAUCAGCGUCAACAACCUCAAAGCCGGCACCACAUACGUCUUCCUCAUCCGCCCUUUCUCCACGCCGGCGCCUUCCUCGCCCCUGUCCUCCUCCCCUCUCUCGUCCUCCUCCUCUGCCUCCGCCUCGUCCUCCUCUACCUCUUCUUCCUCUUCUUCUUCUUCGUCCUCCUCCUCUUCCUCUCCGCCGCCUAUCGACUACGGAGCGUACAGCGCUCCCCUGGAGCUGCAGACUCUUGGCGAGUUGGCCCUGGCGUCCAGCGAGCAGAGCCCGGUGGUGAUCAUCGUGGUCGUGUCUGUGGCCGCCCUGAUAAUGCUGCUCUCUAUGGGGGUUGGACUGCUCAUCUGGAGGAGCGUCUGCUCGAGCGCCUCCAAUGUUACUCCUGCUAGCGUGGUGCUGCUCUCGACCUCCUUCUCCACUCUUCCUCCUCCUCCUCCUCUCCUCUCUCCUCUUCCUCCCUUCACACAGCUGAUGCCCAGACAAUGCGGCUACAGCAAAGCAUCUCAGGAGGGAGACGAGGAACUUUACUUCCAGUUCAAGAUCCCAACGAGGAGGACUUACAUCGACCCAGAGACUUGUGAGGAUCUGAUGCAGGCUGUGCAUGCCUUCGCCAAGGAGCUGGACAACUCCAGCAUCAAGAUCGAGAGGAUUGUGCACACAGGUGACUUUGGGGAGGUGUGCCGCGGCUGCCUCAAGCUGCCCAGUAAGCGAGAGCUGCCGGUGGCCAUAAAGACGUUAAGGGCCGGGUGCUCGGACAAACAGCGGCGCUCUUUCCUCAGCGAGGCGGGCAUCCUGGGGCAGUUCGACCACUCCAACAUCAUCCGGCUGGAGGGCGUCAUCACCACGGGUAACACCAUGAUGAUCAUAGAGGAGAGCAUGUCGAACGGAUCAUUAGAUUCCUUCCUUAGGAAACACGAGGGCCAGCUGAGUGUGAUGCAGCUGAUGGAUAUGCUGACCGGCGUGGCAUCGGGGAUGAAGUACCUCACAGAAAUGGGCUUCGUUCACAAACGGCUGGCUGCACACAAGGUUCUAGUUAACGCCAACCUGGGCUGCAAGGUGUCUGGCUUCAGACCUCUACAGGAGGACAAGAUCGAGGCAAUCUACACCACACUGCACGGAGGGAAGAGCGUGGUGCUGUGGAGCGCUCCGGAGGCCAUCCAGUACCACCGCUUCUCCUCCGCCUCCGACGUCUGGAGCUUCGGCAUUGUCAUGUGGGAGGUCAUGUCCUACGGAGAGAGACCCUACUGGGAUAUGGGCAACCAGGAUGUGAUUAAGGCCAUUGAGGAUGGUUUCAGGCUGCCGGCUCCAGUAAACUGCCCUCCACAUCUCCACCAGCUGAUGCUGGACUGCUGGCAGAAGGAGAGGACAGAGAGGCCCACCUUCAGCCAGAUCCACUCAGCCCUCAGUAAGAGCAUUCGCUCCCCUGAUGGCAUCGGUUCCUCCACACUUGCACGCAGAACCCUGAGUUCAUCCAUCACGCUCGCAGAGAGGCCCCUCCCCUCCUUCCCGUCUUUUAACUCAGUGGGAGAGUGGCUGGACGCGGUGGACAUGGGCCGUUACAAGGACAACUUCACAGCGGCGGGAUACUGCUAUUUAGAGUCUGUGGCGCGGAUGACUGUCCAAGACGUUCUGAGCCUCGGCAUCACUUCCCUCGAGCACCAGAAGCUGAUACUGGCCGCCAUCCAGACGCUCAGAGCCCAGGUCAUCCAGAUGCACGGCCGCGGUGUGCAGGUCUGACAAACAGUUGACGCACCUCGUCUUAAAAACUGCUGCUGCAGACCUACACACGGACGGAGGGGACGGAGGAGAGGAGACGGGGAUCUUCCAAACCGAAGCAAAGACGAGCAGAUCUACCUGCUGUCGACACUGCUCUAUCUACUCCUCCUUCCCAUACGCCUUCCUUGAUUCCUUCCUUCCUUUUUUAUAUUACGUAACCCCCUCAGAGACAAGCAGUGUUCUUGUCUCGAUUGUGGGGACUGCAGAGGAGUGAUGUCAUGACUUUUCUUGUGGCCUCUUUCUGGAUCAGCGUGUAAAGCUGUCUGAAGCUGACCUCAGAGAUGCUGGAAAGGCGUGGACCUUCUAACGCUGCAAACACACCAAGUAAUGGACAAGUUACAGCUUGAAGAAACAUUCAUAUUUCGGGUGGAAAUUUCCCUUUACCACGACAUGAAUUCACUAAAAACAAUAUCUAAUUAAAAAGGCAGAAACUCUUCACUGGCCUUUUGAGGAAAUAAGUCUCUCCACAGAACCUUAAGAGCUGAUUUUAAUGUCAAACAUGAACUGAUUUAGUACGAGGGCACUUAAUCAUAUCAUAGCACGAGCGAGCUGAUCUCAAAUCAGACGUCUGAAGAACUUUUCAGAAGCUCAAUCAUGGUGAGAGUGGUAGUGAACAGUAAAAGAGGAAGACUGCGCUGUCCCAUGACCGGGAAGAGUUGGAUUAGGCCUCAAAGACAGGCUGCACCAACAUGGCUAGCAAACAUCUAUCUAGUCCUUUAUAACAUUUAAAAAGUGUACCUGGUGGGAUGAGUUAUGAGUGAUGAUAUGCUGAACUUUCAGGAACAUCAGCCUGUUAGUUUCUUUUCCUUAGCAGUUGAACGGAAGCUGCAGGAAUCAACUGCACAGCGAAAGUUUGAAAAAAAGUGUUUGUUCAUUUCUUGUAUGUUUUACAAUUCUUUGUCAUAUUUUCUUUCAUUUAUAUGUCUUCCUGUGUGUUUAAAGCAUCUACCCCCCCCCUCUCAGCCUGCUGUAAGUCAUCUCAGUAACAUAUCCCCCCCCUUUUCUCGACCAUGUUGAAAUACAGGCUCACUCUGACGAACGGCCUGAUUCAGAUAUUUACCCAUGUUUAUUUAUGUCUACAGAUUGUUAUGCAAAACGUCUCCAGAAAGAGAGGUAAUAAAGGUUUAUUUAUUCAGCGAAAUACUCAAAAGAAAAACGUCAGCAAAGCAGUUUGAAUCUUCUUGUUUUGAUGAUUUUAUUAAGUUAAAGAGGUCAUAUUCUGCCCUUUUUGGGGUUCAUAUAUUUAAUCUAUGUACCUACUAAAGUAUGUUCACA